Messenger RNA from Caenorhabditis sp. 36 PRJEB53466, 1889 nucleotides. NCBI's taxonomy places the organism in Eukaryota, Metazoa, Nematoda, Chromadorea, Rhabditida, Rhabditidae. The record is from the annotation of a GenBank genome assembly.
AUGGACAGUGAGUACCGUAUCAUUCUCAACGUGGGCGGCGUUCGUCACGAGACCUACAAACAUACACUCAAAAAGAUUCCGGCCACUAGGUGGGCUUCUGUUUGUUUUCCACGCAUUCCUUCCUCCUCUUUUUUCAGGCUGUCCCGAUUAACCACAAAUUUGGCCAAUUACGAUCCGGUGCUCAACGAGUACUUCUUCGACAGACAUCCCGGAGUCUUUGCGCAAAUACUCAACUAUUAUAGGUUCGUUUUAAUUGGAAGAAAAAACAAAAAGAAGCCAAUUAUCUCUAAUUUUAGAACGGGCAAGUUGCACUAUCCGCUCGACGUUUGUGGUCCCUUAUUCGAAGAGGAAUUGAAGGUGAGAGGAUGAAGAAAGAAAGAGAUAGAGAAAACGUUUGCAGUACUGGGGACUGGACUCGAACGAGUGCGAACCGUGCUGUUGGAUGACUUUAUCCGGCACCCGGGACACGCAGGACGUGCUCAAGACAUUGGAUGAGUUGGACAUUGAAGUGGACCAGACCGAGGGACCGGUACAAACCCCUUUGGCUCCGCGCUCAACUGAACUUCCUACUUCCAGGAGCUGUACAAACGAUUUGGCUGGGAAGACGACUACCACAACGACAGUCUGAGCAGCUGGCAGAAACUGAAACCCCGUAUCUGGCGGCUGUUCGACGAGCCGAACUCGUCGCGCUCGGCGCAAUUCAUCGCCGCCAUCUCGGUCUUCUUCCUCAUCACCGCCAUCAUCGUGUUCUGUUUGAAGACGCAUCCGGGACUGCGGAUACCCGAACUCACGCCGUUCGGAAACUUUUCCCGCAACCAUCGGAGCACUUCGUCGCGAAUACAUCCCGCGCAAAUCAACAUCGAUAAACAGAAUUCUAGGCCUCAUCCCACUUUUAUGGUAAGCGGAUCUUGUCGUCUGUCAUGCGACGUCUUCUUAACUGCAAUUUUCAGUACAUCGAAACAGUAUGCAACAUUUGGUUCACGAUAGAGAUUCUGAUGCGCUUCGCCUCGUGCCCGUCGCGUUUCGAGUAUUUGCGCGCGCCCGUCAACAUCAUCGACAUCGUCGCGACGCUCACUUUCUACAUCGACCUGCUUUCGAGCAUGUUCGGCGCGACGGCGGACCUCGAGUUCUUCUCGAUCAUUCGCAUCAUGCGGCUCUUCAAACUCACCCACCACAAUUCGGGGCUCAAGAUCUUGAUGCACACGUUCCGCGCGUCGGCGAAAGAGCUCAUGCUGCUCGUCUUCUUUUUAGUGCUCGGCGUCGUCGUGUUUGCGUCGCUCGUCUAUUACGCGGAACGAGUGGAGAGCAACGAGGACAACCAGUUCGUCUCCAUUCCGAUCGGAUUGUGGUGGGCGGUGAGUUGCGAAUGCCACGUGGCACUUUCAACUGAUCACUUUCAGAUAGUGACGAUGACGACAAUCGGCUACGGAGACAUCACGCCGCAUACCUACCUCGGCAGGCUCAUCGGAUCGAUCUGUGCUCUUGCCGGAGUGCUCACAAUUGCUCUCCCAGUCCCCGUGAGUUUUCAAAAACAAAAAAUGCUAAUUUUUGUCAUAAAUCGAGCGGAGAAAACGUAAUUAAUUUUGCCUUUUGAUGUGAAUUCGUAAUGAAUUUGUUGUUGUUUCAGGUCAUCGUCUCCAACUUUGCCAUGUUCUAUUCGCACACUCAGGCCCGCUCGAAAAUGCCGAAAAAGCGAAGAGGAGUGCUCUCGAUGGACCAGGUCGCCCAGCACGUGAGUCCUGAAAAGUCCAGAUGCUCGUUAUUCGGGACGCUUUCAGGUGAAACAUGCUCCGGCGCGCAACUCUAACGGUCCGACGCAAAGGAAGAAUAUGGAGCACACGCCUCUGGUGUCGAACAAUCACAACACUCCGCCGCACACUCUCAUCUGA